Eublepharis macularius is the source of this 2434-nucleotide messenger RNA. It is a transcript of the gene STX7, whose product is annotated as syntaxin 7. The coding region runs from base 180 to 959 and encodes 259 amino acids. Gene Ontology annotation, biological process: vesicle-mediated transport; intracellular protein transport; vesicle fusion. Gene Ontology annotation, molecular function: SNAP receptor activity; SNARE binding. The record is from RefSeq and is a predicted model, not a curated record. Lineage: Eukaryota; Metazoa; Chordata; Lepidosauria; Squamata; Eublepharidae. Gene Ontology annotation, cellular component: SNARE complex; endomembrane system; membrane. The transcript has 10 exons.
CUGCCGCAGCUGGGCUGGUGGGAGGGGAGCGUCUGCCCUGGCGCGGGUCAGCUGAGCGAUCGAGCCCACAGGCCGGUCAGGACGUGCGGCGAGGCUGCCAGCGGCGAGCGGGGGGUGGUGUUACUGGUGAAUCUACUGAUCUAUGAUAUAUAUAUAUAUAGUGAGCAUUGUGAUCAGCCAUGGUGUACAGUGAAGACAUCGGUGGGGACCCUGAUCAACUAGCACAGCGUAUAACUUCCAAUAUCCAGAAAAUCACACAAUGCUCUGCAGAAAUACAAAGAGUACUGAAUCAACUUGGAACACCACAAGACACACAUGAAUUGCGACAGCAGCUACAACAGAAGCAACAAUAUACAAAUCAGCUUGCCAAAGAGACUGACAAAUACAUUAAAGAGUUUGGAUCUCUGCCUUCAAUAAAUGAACAGCGUCAAAGAAAGUUACAAAAAGACCGACUUGUGAAUGAGUUCACCACCGCACUUACAAAUUUCCAGCGGGUUCAAAGACAAGCUGCUGAGAAAGAGAGGGAAUUUGUUGCGAGAGUACGGGCAAGCUCUAGGGUAUCAGGGGGUGCUCCUGAGGAAAGUUACAGAGAAGGAACGCUAGUAUCUUGGGAAAGCCAACCUCAAAGUCAGGUACUAGAUGAAGAAAUCACGGAAGAUGACCUCCGUCUUAUUGAAGAGAGAGAAACUACCAUCAGGCAGCUUGAGGCAGAUAUUAUGGACAUCAAUGAAAUAUUUAAAGAUCUGGGGAUGAUGAUUCAUGAACAAGGAGAUAUAAUAGAUAGUAUAGAAGCCAAUGUAGAAACAACUGAAGUCCAUGUCCAGCAAGCAAAUCAGCAGUUGUCCAGAGCAGCAGACUACCAGCACAAGUCCCGUAAGAAGAUGUGUAUCCUCAUUCUUGUACUCAUUAUAGGAAUAGCCAUCCUUGUCUUAAUCAUAUGGGCAGCAUCAAAAUCGUGAUGUGCUAAAUCAAGCAGAAGAAUUUCCACAGUCAUGUCUCAUUAUUAAGAUGUUCAGUAAAUGAUGGAUCCAUCUUUGUCACUUCUGCUUUUCUAUAGAAUGCAUUUUUAAAUCCAGGAGUGCUCCCCGCUCCCUUCAGCUUGCAUAGUACAAUUCACUGAAUUUAUUGCAGCAUUGAAUGCAGCACUGUAACUUAACCUGAGGGAAGGCUACUUCUUGUCUGUGCCUGCCAUUCUGUCAUCUUCUCCUUUUGCCUCCAGGCCAAAUUACAGUGGUUAUGCGAUACCCACCUAGUAUGGUGCAAUGAUGACCUUUUGCUCAAGUGUAGACUAGUUUGAAUACACAGAUAUGUGGAGUCUUGCAAACUCUUAGGGGUACAAACAAGGUCAUUCAUUUGUGCCCUUUGAAGGUCUCGCUGGGGAGCUUAAGUGCAGAGUAAUAAUGGUCAAAAUUCAGUUUAUCCAGUCAAUUUCUAACAUACGGUUUCAUUGGGACAACUUGAUUUUUUGUAACAAAUCAUGAAUUUCUCUGUGUCCCUCUGCUCCAAUAAUUCCUUUCAUAAACAAGCAGACUGGUCUGUCCAUGGCUCUUCAUGUACACAGUUCAAAUCUAAAAGGUUGCUGGCAGCUAUAUUGUUUAUAUCCAAUAUUUCUGAAACUUUUGAAUUAAUCCAGUUGUUUUUUGUUUUGCUUAAGAACACUUUUUCACAUUUUGAUAUAAACCAGGUUAUGGGUAUUAGCAAACUUGGCAAAGUCUAAUCUGAUAAAGGGGGUUUGAUUGAUGUGCUUACCUUAAAGACUUUGGUACACAUUUAAAGUUAACAAAUAUUUGUAUAUUUAAUUUAUGCAUUCAUCAGUUGUUUGAAGUCUGUGAGCAAAACUAACACAGAAAAUGGCUAAUAACACAUUUGACUUUACAAGACUCUUUGAUUUGAGCUGCCAAGUAAUACACAUGUCUAACUGUUUUAGGUAAUUCUGUCACAUCUUGGUACAUGGUGAUGGUUAACAAACAUGCUAAACUUAAUUCUGAUUUAACUUCAGUAAGCUCUAAACUGUAUAAAUAGUAAAACCUGUGGGUGUGGGGUUUUUUUAAGCGCUUAAUUCUUUCCCUUGAUGUAUAACUAUGAAAUUCUAAACAACUUUUGGAAAGUUCUGUCUUCUAAACAAUUACAUUCAGUUUAAUUGUCUCAAAUCUUACUAGUUUUAAGAACUGAGUUUUGUGUCAUUUUGUAGCAGCACAUGUUGGAAAAGUAAUACAAAUUUAUUUGCCAGAUAAUCUGUUUUGCCUUUUUAAAAAAAGCAAUGUUAUUGAAUUAAUAUUUACUGUAUAAAUAUUACUUAUGUCUUAUGAAUUUUGUACAGCAUUUGAUAGAGAAGCAGCAUUUAUGUGAUAUGCUCUGAGACUUGUGAUUUGGGUAGGACUAAAGAUCUGCAGCCUGAUUUGGAUUGCACAAUCUAAAUAAACAUAGUUUUGAA